GUUCAAUUUUAAACAACCGACAGUGUUUAACAAAAAUAAUCAUCUUCAGAUCACAAUGAAAUCCUUUACCGCUGCUGCUGUUAUCUCCACCUUGGCUGCUGCCAAUGCCGGUUUUGCUCCCGCUCCCUUGACUUAUGCUGCUGCUCCUUAUGCUGCCGCUCCCUUUGCUGCUGCUUCUCCCUAUGUAGCUCAUCCUUAUGCUGCCGCUCCCUACGUAACUGGCCACGCUGCCUACUCUGCUCCUUUGGUAGCUAAGACUUUCGCCGCUGCUCCUGCUUUUGCUGCCCCUGGUCCAGUCUACGCUGCUGCCCCAGCUCCUUAUGUAGCCACCCCUGUUGCUAAGACUUAUGCUGCUGCUCCCUUGGUAGCUAAGACUUUCGCUGCUCCCGUCUACGCUGCUGCUGCUCCAGCCCCAGUUUUAGCUAAGACCGUUGCUGCUCCAUUGGCCGCUCCCGUUGCUGCUGUAGCUGCUCCCGUUGUAGCCAAGGCUGAAGUUGUUGAUGCCUACCCUCAAUACAAAUUCGCCUACAAUGUUCAAGAUGCUUUGACCGGUGACUCUAAGACUCAAGAAGAAACCCGUGAUGGUGAUGUAGUACGUGGCUCUUACUCUCUCAUUGAAGCCGAUGGCUCCCGUCGUAUUGUCAACUACUAUGCUGAUGAUAUCAACGGUUUCAACGCUGUUGUCUCCAAGGAUGUUCCCGUAGCUGCUGCCCCCGUUGUAGCUGCUCCAGCUCCCGUUGUUGCCAAGACCUUCGCCACCCCCAUUCUAAUUAUUUAUCUUCAUUUCGUUAUCUAUUCCUCUUCGUUUCCCGCUAAAGUUUUUAAUAUAAAAAGCCAAUUGAUGUCGCUAACGAUAUGUCAGUUCAAUUUUAAACAACCGACAGUGUUUAACAAAAAUUUUCAUCCUCAGCCCACAAUGAAAUCCUUCACCGCUGCUGCUGUUAUUUCCACCUUGGCUGCUGCCAACGCCGGCCUUGCCCCCGCUCCCUUGACUUAUGCUGCUGCUCCCUAUGCUGCCGCUCCCUUCGCUGCUUCUCCCUAUGUAGCUCAUCCUUAUGCUGCUGCUCCUUAUGUAGCUGCUCCUGCUGCCUACUCUGCUCCUUUGGUAGCCAAGACUUUCGCCGCUGCUCCAGCUUUUGCUGCCCCUGGCCCAGUUUAUGCUGCUGCCCCAGCUCCUUAUGUUGCCGCCCCUGUUGCUAAGACUUAUGCUGCUGCUCCCUUGGUAGCUAAGACUUUCGCCGCUCCCGUUGUAGCUGCUGCCCCAGCCCCAGUUUUGGCUAAGACCGUUGCUGCUCCUUUGGCCGCCCCCGUAGCCCCCGUUGCCCCUGUUGCCGCCGUAGCUGCUCCCGUUGUAGCCAAGGCUGAGGUUGUUGAUGCCCACCCUCAAUACAAAUACGCCUACGAUGUCCAAGAUACUUUGACCGGUGACUCCAAGACCCAAGAAGAAACCCGUGACGGUGAUGUAGUACGUGGCUCUUACUCUCUCAUCGAAGCCGAUGGCUCUCGUCGUGUUGUCAACUACUAUGCUGACUCCGUCAACGGUUUCAACGCUGUUGUCUCCAAGGAAUUGCCCGUAGCUGCUGCCCCUGUUGUAGCUGCCCCAGCUCCCGUUGUUGCCAAGACCUUCGCCGCCCCUAUUGUUGCUUAAUUUUAUUUUAACAGAAAAUUAAGCUAUCAAUGAAAAUCUUCUUGUGAGAUUACUUCAGUACCAUUUUUUUGCCAAUUUGCCUUUAAUUCUUAGCUAAUCUUUAUCUCUUUUUCUUGCUAAGUCUUAUCUAUCCCUCUUAUUUGCUAUUGUCAGCUGUUUAAAUUAACUCUUUCUAUGUGGUCAAGGUGCUGUCAAAUAAUGGCAAUAGCGUAAGCGAUAUUCAUUUGUAAAUAACAUUUUCUACAAUCAUUGUCGUUGUUGUAAGAAAAAUUCAACUUUCAUCACUUACCCUGACCAUGAUUUUGAUUAUAUUGUUAAAUAAAAAUUAUUUUUUGAAAAAA
Messenger RNA from Lucilia cuprina (Australian sheep blowfly), 1989 nucleotides. Its product is annotated as calphotin-like. The coding region runs from base 56 to 1648 and encodes 530 amino acids. NCBI's taxonomy places the organism in Eukaryota, Metazoa, Arthropoda, Insecta, Diptera, Calliphoridae. The transcript has 5 exons. Gene Ontology annotation, cellular component: extracellular matrix. The record is from RefSeq and is a predicted model, not a curated record.